This is a messenger RNA of Papilio xuthus (Asian swallowtail), 976 nucleotides long. RefSeq lists its product as uncharacterized. The transcript has 2 exons. NCBI's taxonomy places the organism in Eukaryota, Metazoa, Arthropoda, Insecta, Lepidoptera, Papilionidae. Bases 25 to 963 code for a protein of 312 amino acids. The record is from RefSeq and is a predicted model, not a curated record.
CGUCAACCUUUUCGCCAAGACAUAAUGAAGACGUGCGGUAUUUGUAGUGUCCAGUUUAAUGAUGGUGCAAAGUGUGGCAUAUGUAAAAAGCAAUUGGACUUUGGUUGUUCCAAUAUCACCGAGUCAGGAUGGAGGAAGCUAGGCGCAGAAAGAAGAGCCCAGUGGAAGUGUCCGGAUUGUCGCCCUUCUUCGCCUACUGUGCCUGCGUCUGCUUUGGAACCAUCGGUGUCUGCAUCACUUGACGUGAUUUUAAGUGAAAUCCGGGAUAUAAGACGACAAUUAGUGAACUUGCCAACCCUAGUAGAUGACAUAAAAACUAUAAAAGUGGAGCUUUCCGAGCUAAAAACGUUCACCGAGUUCUCUAGCAGCAGGCUUGACGACUUCCAGACUAAGCUUGCAGAACUCGAGGCCACGGUAAGCAGUACUGAAGGACUACGGGACUCGAUGAAUGCUAUUCAAACAGAUAUGGCAAAACUCCAAUUUAAAUUGGCCUCAGAUGACCAAAGAUCAAGACUAAACAACGUUGAGAUUAAGGGUAUUCCUGUGAAAUCCAAUGAAAACUUGUUCAGUAUAAUGGAGUCUAUUAGUCGUGAAAUUAAGUAUAACUGCCCUAAAUCGGCAAUAAAUUAUAUUUCUAGGGUUCCCAAGCAAAACUCAAAAGAAAAACUUAUCAUAGUCAGCUUCUUAAACCGAUAUAUUAAAGAAGACUUUAUUGCUGCAGCACGUGCUUUUAAGGAUCUAUCGACGUCAAACUUGGGUUUCCAGUGUUCGCCACAGCGUAUCUACAUAAAUGACCAUCUCACCGUCGAGUCCAAACAAUUAUUAAGUAAAGUUAAAGCCAUAGCCAAAGAACGUAACUACACAUUUGUAUGGGUAAAGUAUGGCAAAAUACAUAUCAGAAAGAAUACCACAUCAAAAACUAUUAUUAUUAGAAAUGAGACAGAUUUAAACAAAAUUAUUUAAAAUGUUAUCUAUA